Messenger RNA from Rodentolepis nana, 774 nucleotides. NCBI's taxonomy places the organism in Eukaryota, Metazoa, Platyhelminthes, Cestoda, Cyclophyllidea, Hymenolepididae. The record is from the annotation of a GenBank genome assembly.
AUGGUAGCUGAUGGGAAAUGUUUUUCGCAACUCAAAUGGAUCGAUAGAAAAUUCUACAAAAUUCAAUUUCCAAAUGGCUUUGAUGGUGAUUUAAUCAUUAAAAAAGAAGUAUGGGAGUAUUUCAGUGAGCGGAUGCUUAAUAUCAGGCAAAUACGAUCUCGAUUGGAGAACUUAAAAUGUCCGAAUUCAUCCUCUACUUUUGAAAAAAUUCUGAAGAAUCAAGUUGUGGACGGCAAGAUACUGGUCGACGAUUUCAUGUUCAUUAACUUUGAUAGUCAAGUCAUUUUAGAGCAACAUAUCACCGAAGAUUCGUGGAAAGGAUAUACCGUCAAGAGCUUCAUUACUCCACUGCCAACUUACAUGCCGACGGCCGUAGUAAAAGACAGAGGCUUGCUGCCGCAUAAUUCCUGCAUCAUUUACUUCAUACGAUCGAUUCGGAAUUUCAAGAAGCAUGUGGAGGAACUCGUCUCUAACAUGAAACCCAAUCAAGUUCUAAUUUUUGCUCUCGUAAAAACCCUGCAAUGCGAACAGGAACGCAUGAAUUCCACGGAUUAUAUGUGCGACUUCGUUGGACACAUCGCACCCCUCCUCGAUAAUCUAGAUGUUAAUUGGUGUCUUUGGUAUGUGGAGAGCGAGAAGGAUAGGUAUGUGAACUUGAGUGGAAUGUACGAAUGGGCGUGUAGUGAAGUUCUCAUGUCAAUGAACGCAUCGAAGGAGAAUACACCGGCCUUAAAAUCUCCUUUGAACUGCAAUCUUGAAGUCAAUGGCUAUUAA